Molecule: messenger RNA, 438 nt
Organism: Paramecium tetraurelia
Lineage: Eukaryota; Ciliophora; Oligohymenophorea; Peniculida; Parameciidae
Exons: 2
Source: RefSeq, a predicted model, not a curated record
AUGAGUAAAGAGAAAAAGAUCGAGUCAUCCAUGCUAACAUUCUUUGUAUAGGAGAUGAACUAAGAUUUUUGGGAGUAGACCUAAACUACUGAAUUAGAUUCAUAAGAAUUUCUGAUUGAACAUGAAUUUGUUAGAGAGGCUAGGAAGGAAGUCAAAGUCAAAGUCAAACACACAUUGCUUGUAUUGGGAGAGGAGUAUUUGUAUAAGAUCUCUCCAAAAUAAAAUUUAAAGAGAGUUCCUUUAAAUAUACUGCAUUUUGACACAAUUCCAAAAUUACCAGAAGAUCAUCUUUUGCAACUCAAUUCUGAAAAUUAAUUAUAAGGAUUCAAAUUAACUUAUGCAAGCAAGAUACUUCAAGUAUUCACUUCCCAAUUCUGUUGUUUUUUUGUAAUGGUAAGCUAUUUUAAAACGAAAAUGUCUGCUCUCUUCAUUCCAUGA